ACCAGGACACUAACUCACCUGACGCUGAGCUCCCUGAACGGUUCCUAUAAACCAUGAGGAUCUUCUUGCUGCUCUGCCUGCUGGCGCUAGGCAACGCCAAACCCUACCAGCCAAUCAAUGUCAUGGACUUCAUGAAGAACUACGACGUCAUGAUGGCCGACGCCAGCGAUGAAGAGGACGACGACGACGACCACGACGAUGAUGAUGAUGAUGAUUAUGAAGAUGAGAACUGUCCGUCUGGUUGCCAUUGCUCGCCCAGAGUGGUGCAGUGCUCCGACCAGGGUCAGAUCUCCGUUCCUGACAAGAUCCCUGAAGACACGGUGCUGCUGGACCUCCAGAACAACGACAUCACCGAGAUCAAGGAGAACGACUUCAAAGGUCUCCACAAGCUUCACGGUCUGUUCCUGAUCAACAACAAGAUCUCAAAGAUCCACCCCAAGGCCUUCAGGAACAUGGCCCACCUCAGGCUGCUGUACCUCUCCUACAACCUGCUGACGGAGAUCCCUGCUAACCUUCCUCCUAACGUCAUCGAGCUCCGCUUCCAUGAAAACAAGAUCAACCGGAUCCAGAAGGACGCCUUCAAAGGCCUGAGGAAGCUCCACGUGCUGGAGCUGGGCGCCAACCCUCUGGCCAACAGUGGGAUUGAGUUUGGAGCUUUUAACGGCCUGUCGACGCUCUACAUCGGGAUAGCAGAGGCCAAGCUAACCGCUAUUCCAAAAGACCUCCCGUCCUCCAUCACUGAGCUCAGCCUCGACUACAACAAGAUCGCUAAGGUGGAAGUAGAAGACUUCAUCAGAUAUAAAAACCUGCAGAGACUAGGAUUGGGUUUUAACCAGAUCAAGUCGGUAGAGAACGGCAGCUUCGCCAGCAUCCAGAGCGUCCGAGAGAUCCACAUGGACAACAACCGUCUGAGGAAAGUCCCACCGAGCCUCAACACGCUGAGAUACCUCCAGGUGAUUUACCUCCAUGGAAACAAAAUCAGCAGUGUGGGCGUGAACGACUUCUGUCCCGUCCGACCCAGCGACAAGAAGAACCUUUACACAGGAAUCAGCCUGUUCGCCAACCCUGUUAAAUACUGGGACAUCCAGCCGGCCACCUUCCGCUGUGUGACUGGACGGAGAGGCGUCCAGCUGGGAAACUUCAGAAAGUAAAGAGAGGAAACCAUGUUCAAGAGCUCUCAGAGAGGGAGAACUGCCAAUAUCCUUGUUCCAGUACAAGACAGGAGUCAAACACAACUAUUAGAUAGAUUAAACAAGAAGAAACUGGAUUUCUCAAGUGUUUAGGAAAUGAGAGGAAAUGUGCUGUUGAUGUAUAUUAGAAGGUGAGAACAUGUUGUUGAUGAUGCUGAGACAAUUUACACAAAACUAUAAAAAUACUGGAGUCUCACUGAUAAAAAG
Messenger RNA from Centropristis striata (black sea bass), 1397 nucleotides. It is a transcript of the gene aspn, whose product is annotated as asporin (LRR class 1). The transcript is spliced from 8 exons. The coding region runs from base 54 to 1151 and encodes 365 amino acids. Gene Ontology annotation, molecular function: protein binding. Lineage: Eukaryota; Metazoa; Chordata; Actinopteri; Perciformes; Serranidae. The record is from RefSeq and is a predicted model, not a curated record.